AUGACGAUUCGUCUCUCCAGCGAUGGAAACUCCUCGGGGAAUUCUGUAAACUCCAGCUCCGGCGGCGCAAAGAGGCCGAUGAUUUCUCUGGCAACUAUAGCAAAAUCGACGAUAAAUGAUCCUUCCGAUAAAGGAAAUACCUUUUCCUCCUAUCAAGAAGAUGACUCUCACCCAUCAAAGAUAUGGCAUUUCUCGAGGGAGAAACCACUACGUCGUUUUAAUUGCGGCGUUCAAAAACCAAUUUCUUCCGACGACGGAAACUCUGCGGUGAAUUCUUUUAACUCCGGCUCCGGCGGCGCAAAGCAGCCAAAGAUUUCUUCGCCAACUACAGGAGAAUCAACGGUGAAGGAUCCUUCCGAUAAAGGAAUUACCUCUUCCUCCUAUCACCUAUUCAAAAAAAAGAAAGCGCCUUUUACGGCGGAGAAACCACUACAUCGUUUCUAUUCCGUCGAUCAGAAUUCAACUUCUUAUGGCGACGAAAACUGA
Molecule: messenger RNA, 486 nt
Organism: Arabis nemorensis
Lineage: Eukaryota; Viridiplantae; Streptophyta; Magnoliopsida; Brassicales; Brassicaceae
Source: the annotation of a GenBank genome assembly